AUCACCAGCUGUCAACGGUAAAUAAACAAUAAUAUGUUCGUCUAGUUCGCUGAUACUUUCAAUCAUAUAAUUUUUAGUUCUCCGAAGAUGUAUAAGCUUUUACUUGUAAUUUAAGUUAGUUUUUAAAUGUGAAAGUUCGUGCCUCACAAUGCUGUCUUCAUUUUCUGAAACGAGAUUCGGCGGAUCGACAGGUUUCAACGGAGGAGUAGGAAUGGAUUCUACGGGAUGCCUGACGCGACGCAGCGCUUGGUUGCACGAGUAUCGUGACUUACAGGCAAAUGUAAUGUCGGUGGAUUGGACCGGAUCGUGGAUUCUGCUAGCCGGAAGAAGACAACUGGCUCUUCAAUCGAUGCGUGACUAUGAGAUCAGUUGUGAAUCUGCCAGUGCAGCAGGCUCAAGGGAGGACUGUAGCGGAGGUCCGGGUGGCUUAAGUAAGUUUCCGAGACUUUGGAAAUACGAGGUGUCUGCCGCAGAAUGGGCUAUAUGCCAGAAUAGCCAAGAGUAUUGUGCGAUUGCCACCAGUCAGACGAUUGAGGUAGUUACAUGGAAAUCCGGGCAACCUACGUUGAAACAUUCUCUAAGAGCCCACACUCGUAUGAUAACCGACAUUGAUUGGCAUUCAAAGGUACCCCAUUUGUUGGCGAGUUGUUCGAUUGAUACAUUCACUCAUUUGUGGGAUCUUAGGGAUCCCCGAAAACCAGUGCUAUCGCUAAACGCGGUUUGCAUGUCUGGUGCCAGUCAGGUAGGAUUCAACCGGGUGUCCGGUAAUUUAGUAGCGACUGCACAUGAUGGAGAUUUAAGAAUUUGGGAUCAGAGAAAAGGUUCUUGUCCUAUCCAGUAUAUAACAGCUCAUCUCUCACGAAUCCAUGGAAUUAACUGGAGUCACGAUCAUGAAACCAGUCUGUCGACCGCAAGUCAAGAUGGAACGGUGAAAUACUUUGACAUUAAUAAUCCUAGAAGAGCAGAGAAGAUUAUUACGACCUCAUGUCCAGUGUGGAGGGCGCGUUACACGCCAUUUGCAGAUGGGUUGGUAACAAUUAGCGUUCCUCAUCAGGGCCGAGGUGAACACAGUUUGUUGAUGUGGAACAACUCUAAGCAGGAUGCUCCCAUUUGCUCACUGGCGGGACAUACUGAUGUCGUUUUAGAUUUUGCAUGGAGAAGGAAUAGUUUGGUGAAUGCAGAUCCGGAGCUUAUUACAUGGUCUAGAGAUCAGACACUGAGAGUAUGGCGAAUAGACGAAGAAGUUCGGAAACUUUGCGAACGCUAUCCACCGGAAGACGAUGAUGGGUUGAUUAUUGAGGAAGGUACUGCCCUAAAUAAAGUUAGCUCAGGAAACUGCAUGAAAAGUCCGACUCGUGAAAAGCAACCUUCAGUUUCGUUGCAGCAUGAGUUUUCAUUGCUGAAUCCCAAUAUUCCACAUAUAGACAUCGAAGUGCUAGAUCCAAUCAAACGAACAGCUACCGUACGAAUCUCGGUUAACGGUUAUGUUAUUAUGCUGCAAGUAAACUUUCCACAGCUUUAUCCAAACAAUGGGGUUGGACCGGAGUUCGUUUACUGCCAGGGAACUUCGUUGGACGAUAAUCUGUCGGUUACGUUGAUGAAGGUUCUUCGUAUGACGGCAAGUCAAAGAGUUCGAAAAAGUCGAACUUGUUUGGAGCAGUGUUUGCGAGCGUUGGUCACUCAAUUGAAAAAAUCGUCCAACAAUGGUGAUAAGCAUCUACGUCUGCAGUCACCUCGACUUGAGGGUGCACUGAGCAGUGCUCUACACGAUGCUUGCAUCCCCUUCCCGAAAACUUCUGGCGCUCGGUUCAGUCAAGUUGGAAUACUGGUUACGUUUUCUAGACCGCUGAAUACUAAGCGAAUAAGUCUAAAGCAUCAGAACACAACUCCCAGAGCUCUGUCUGCCCUCAGUGGUGGCUAUUUGGGAAAUGUGAUGGGUUCUCAGCCUAUUCUGUACGCCCAUCGGGAUCCAAGUGCGUCGUCAUUCUAUUUGCACGAUAGGAAAUCCUCGAGAACCCGCGGAACUGUACCCAAAACAUCCGUUGCUAUGGUUAACGUUUAUGAUAUUUCUAAAAUUCUUUACGUUAGUAAGGAGCUCGCGGAAAAUUAUAUCCUUAACACUUCAAAUAUUCCAGCUAUGUGCUAUCACAAUAAACAGGUAGCGGAGAAGUAUGGCCGACCGGACCUGGUUCAGUGCUGGUCUCUAGCGGAAAUGAUUGCCCAGCCAAAUACGGACUUCGAUACCGAUGAUGAUAUGCUUUGCUCCCAGAAUCCAUUCGCCAAAAGCCUGCUGGAGUCAUUGAUUAAUCAUUUUGCAAAGAUAUACGACAUUCAGACGGCGGCAAUGCUGUGCUGUGCCUUUGGACGCCACUGCCCGUCUGCUUAUGAGCUUUCUAGGAGCUCUAGUUCCAGCAGCAAAUCUGCCAAUCAAAGUCACAUACUUAGUGGUCUUCGCAAAAUCAAGCCUAGCGGUUCCCCGUACCACACUAUUCUUCCGGUGGAAAGUACCAAUUCCAACGCCGUUUGGAGUCUGGCUCAACAGUUAAAGCAUCUACGGAGCAACUCGUGGUCAGACUCGUUGGACGAUUGUCGAAUCGCCGGGCUGGGAGACAUUAAUCGCAGUCUGCUUGGAGACACCAACCGUUAUCUGUACGAUAAUUUCAAACGGUCUUACGCCGAGAUGCUGUAUCGUUGGAAUUUACUGGUUACACGUACCAAGGUGCUGAAAUACCUCUCCAACUAUGUUGAUCCUCCUCGUUGUGUGGAGUUUGUUACGGAAUGUUUACACUGCUGCCGGAUUGGGUCACCAGCGUGCUCGUUAUGUCGGAAGCUGGUACUUUAUUGCACACUGUGUCGACUGCCGGUUCGAGGGGCCGCAAAUGCCUGUCUGAAUUGUGGCCACGGUGGUCAUACUGAGCAUAUGCGAAUCUGGUUUGAGAAAUACGACGAGUGUGCCACCGGCUGUGGAUGUCAUUGUUUGAAGAAGAGUUCCGCGCUGUGUGAUAUGAACUGAUUUGUUAAAUUUGUUUACUGGAGAAAUAUAUACAUAUUAAAAUAA
Messenger RNA from Wyeomyia smithii (pitcher-plant mosquito), 3058 nucleotides. It is a transcript of the gene Wdr59, whose product is annotated as GATOR complex protein Wdr59. NCBI's taxonomy places the organism in Eukaryota, Metazoa, Arthropoda, Insecta, Diptera, Culicidae. Gene Ontology annotation, molecular function: protein binding. The record is from RefSeq and is a predicted model, not a curated record. Bases 149 to 3013 code for a protein of 954 amino acids. The transcript is spliced from 6 exons.